AUGACGACCGAGCUGACCAGCCGUCCGCGGGACAAGCAUCCGCGCCGCCUCACGCCCGACGCGGCGCUGCUGUCGGCCGAGCUCCUCGAGGCCAUUGCGACGUACCUGCCUGUCGAAGGCAUGACAUCGUUCCUUGAUGCGCUGCCCGAGCACCUGCGCACGCCGGCGCUGGAGCUCCUCGCGACGCUCUCGCAAGUGCUGGGGCUUCAAGUGCUUUGGCCCACGCUUGAUCUGAGUGUACUCGUGCAGCUUGCGGACGCCGACAACAUACUCGCCCAACUCCUCAGCGUGAACCCCGCGGCGCAGAAGGCCGCCCGUGUGACGCUGACAAACACGCUCGCCCUUCCGCACGUGAUGGAGGCCAUUGCCACGAGCUUGGACAACCAAGAGGACCUUGAGAGUUUUCUCUACGCGAUACCACGAUCGCUCUGGACGCCGGCGCUCACGGCCUUUCUCGACUGCACCACGGUGAUGCCAUAUUCGAUCAUCGCCAACUGGCCGCACAUCAAGCUGCGUAGCAUAAGAUUUCGGUCUUCAAUCUUGACGCUGCUCGCGGCGACGCUGCCGCUGCGUCCACGCAUCGAACUCCGGUAUGCGGUCCGGGACACGGCCUCGCUCGUUGCCGUCGUCGGACCUGCACUCAGCUGCGUCAUUCUCGGUUUCUACAGUGGGCGCAUGGUCCAAGGUCGAGGCCGAGCGAUCAGCAACCUCCUCUUGCAGCGCUGCCCACGUCUGCGCCAAGUGUCGAUCUCGGUCAUUUCUUAUUCGGAGAGCGAUGCCGCCGAGCUCAACGGCCUGCUUGCUGUCGUCGCCCACCCGCAUGUCAUCGACUUGUCUCUUGACCUCCUUCUCGCGAUCACUGUACCGCGACUUGGCCAUCUUUUGGCUUCUUGGCUCUCGACGGCGCCAGCGACGAAGCUCACAUUGGUCCGUGUCGCCCAAAUGGACGACGAUGCCAUGAUGGCAUUUUGCGAUGCGCUCCAAGGCAACACAACCCUCCAAGAGCUUACCAUCGUCGACAUCCCCAGCCUCAAUGGCUUCCACGGCCGCACGCUUCCAGUGUCGUUGAAGAUCUUGAAUGUUUACGUCAAUGGUGUUGUUGACGCCGCAACGCUGACGAGCCUCGCGAACGCCGUCGGGCCCACGCAGCUCGAGCGUCUCGAGUGCAGCGUCUUUGGUUCGCUGGCGACAUGCCCGGCGGCUGCGCCCAUGCUAUCGCAACUGCAGUCCCUUGUCGUCUCCAGGUUGCACGUCGAUAACAUGCCGGCAUUGCUCGCGGGCUUGUCGUCGGUACCGGCGCUGACGUCUCUUGAGCUUUGCGAUUACAGCCUUUCGUUGUCGACGGAGCUGCUCAUGGAGACGCUUGCGACGACGUGCAUGCAUCUCGAGACGCUGCGCGUCAGCAAUGAGCAGUUGACGCGCGAUGGGGCCACCGCUGUUCUCUCGGGCGUGUUGCAAUUGCCACGCUUGACGACGCUGGACCUCUGGAUGCCUCUGCUGGAUGUGAUAGACGUGCUUCCAGAGCUCGUAGCUGCGGGCCGCCACCUUCGCCGCCUCUCCUUGAUGAGCAUCGAGCGACCCAACGACGAUCUGGAGAAGCGCGCGAUCUACGAGGCGCUGGCGCAAGUCCCCAACGUCCCGUUUGUGCUUCAGACGUUGCCAAAAGACAUGGACAAGUUCGUGGUCGACGCGCUCAGUCGACGCGCCGAUCGUCGCCACCAUUGCGACUUGGCUCUCUGA
Molecule: messenger RNA, 1740 nt
Organism: Saprolegnia parasitica CBS 223.65
Lineage: Eukaryota; Oomycota; Saprolegniomycetes; Saprolegniales; Saprolegniaceae
Exons: 2
Coding region: 1-1740 (579 amino acids)
Source: RefSeq, a predicted model, not a curated record